Molecule: messenger RNA, 5369 nt
Organism: Cygnus olor (mute swan)
Lineage: Eukaryota; Metazoa; Chordata; Aves; Anseriformes; Anatidae
Product: testican-2-like
Exons: 10
Coding region: 61-1116 (351 amino acids)
Biological process (GO): DNA alkylation repair; regulation of DNA-templated transcription
Cellular component (GO): nucleus
Molecular function (GO): protein binding; RNA binding; calcium ion binding
Source: RefSeq, a predicted model, not a curated record
AGCGCCGCCCCCUGCCCAUACCCCGCCCACCCGGCGGCCGCCUCAGGCGCGCCACCGCGCAUGCGCGCACCCCCUUCAGGGCCCCUCCCCGGCUUCCGUAGCGAGCGGCUUGGCGCGUGCCGCUGUCAGAGGAGCAGCGCGAUGGACAUCCUGAGGCCCGCCCUGAUAAGGAUCGGCGGGCGAGUCUACAGGAAGAAUCUCGUUCACGAGCAAGUCCACCAGCAGGAGGAGGAGGACGAAGACUUCUACGCAGGGCCCGGCGACUGUGCAGAUGAACCGUGCGAUGCCUUUGUGGUGGAAGAGACUGAGAAAGGUUUCCAGUGCAGAGUGGAGGUCCCCAGCCCGUUAUACAAGUACGUAAUCGGGAAGAAAGGAGAAACCAAGAAGAGACUAGAAACAGAGACUCGAACCUCAAUCAGCAUUCCCAAGCCGGGCGUCGAAGGGGAAAUCGUGAUUACGGGGCAGCAGCGCAGCGGCGUCAUCUCAGCCCGGACGCGCAUCGACGUUCUUCUGGACAGCUUCCGCAAGAAGCAGCCCUUCACGCACUUCCUCUCCUUCGCUCUCAACCAGCCCGCGGUCCAGGAGAAGUUCCUGCAGUUCAAGGAGGAAGUGCUGGAGAAAUGCGCAAAGGAUCACGGGGUGAGCAGCAGCCUGUUCCAGAACCCUGCCAAGCUUCACCUGACUCUGGGGACGCUGGUGCUGCUGAACGAACAGGAGAUCCGGAAGGCCUGUGACCUGCUGCAGCGCUGCAAGGAGGACUUUGUGGACAAGAUCACCGGAGGCAGACCCCUGGCAGUGGAGGUGGCCGGGGUGGAGUACAUGAACGAUGACCCUGCCAUGACAGAUGUCCUCUACGCAAAGGUCCACAUGAAGGACGGCUCGGACAGGUUGCAGGUGAUCGCUGAUCAACUGGUGGAGCGGUUUGUGGCCUCCGGCCUGAUGCUUAAAGAGUGGGAUAGGGUGAAACUGCACGCCACGGUCAUGAACACGCUCUUCAGGAAAGAUCCAGGUGCUGAAGAGCGCAACUACACCACGGCUGGUAAAUCAUCCUUCAAGGAACGGGAGUCGUUUAAUGGCCGAAAUAUCCUCAAGUUUGCAGAAUGCCUUUCACCAUAGCAACUAGGGUCUGAUUUCCUCAAGCGCAUGAAUUUUCAUGGAUUUUGCAGCGAGGAGGGGAAAGGACCCAAAGCCCUGAGCUGAAGCAAAGGUUCUGCGGCACGCCAGGAGCAUCGCUACGCUGUGCCCCGAGGAGGAGACCCUGGAGGGGGAAAGAUGAACAAAAGGCCUGCACCUGGCCCCAGACAGCUUUACCUGGAGGAAGGCAGGCCUGGAAGGUGAAUCGCCAAUGACCUCUGUGGGUCCUUUCUGAGCUGGUCACCGUGUGAUUGCUGCGUAAAGGAUAUGCAGAACACCCACGGGGUGGCAUUUGCUUAUGUACCCGAGGCUUUGUGGCAUUUAGGUGGCAUUUACUCUGUCUGGGGAAAAUCAAAGCGCAGAAGAGAAACCUCCCAUCACGCACGCCUAGGAUCGUUCUCCCUGAACUGUGGACGUGCUUCUCGCUCUGAAAUUAGCUGUGCUUUUUCAGAGAGAAUUUGUUUUAAGCUGUGACUGCUGUCCAGGGGACGGCACGGGUGAUUUAAUCGGGAGGGCAGCUCCCGUGUCACAGAGGAGAUGCUGCUGACUUGCAUCCCAUCCUGGGCUCGUGCUAACCCAAGGUGCUCGCUUGUCUGCAAUCCCAGGUCUCGGUGGUUCGUUGCAGAGCAUGAGAAUGUAAAUGACUCAAGGCCACAAGCUGAAUGCAAAUGAUAAAGGAGUUAGCGCUGUGGCUGUAGCGCCGAUCAGCUGCGCUCCCAAAAGAUGGGCUGUGGGGGUUUUUAUGACCAGCACGUCUCCCUCCUGAAGGCUGGAUGCUUUAUUCUCUGUAAGGGAAAAGAGGUAAAAGUGCCUCUGCUGCCACCUCUUAAAACCUGCAACAGAUUGAAAGCCAAAGCCAGGUGAAGGAUUAGGUUCUGUGCCGGGGAUGGAGAGACCCUCCAGAGCCAGCUGCACUCCCGCAGAACAAAACCAGCGAUCUGCUCGCUCCCCGUGGCAGUGCUCUGCCCGUCCCAGCCCUCCUGCCCACCCUCUCCUCGCGGCUCUGCGCCAUGUCUUCGCCCCGUAACACCCGUCCACUAGCUGAGGAAUCAGGGUGCUUGGCCAGCGGUCCUUUAAAAAGCUGUGGCAAGGAAGCGCUCCCUGAUUUUGCCAGGAUUAGUGCCUGCCCACCUGCCUUUUCCACCCGCCGCCUUGUGCAUUACUGCUGGCGAGCUUCCACGCGUAAUUAUACCUCUGGCAGCUAAUCGUUGGCAUAGCGGUGUCCGGAGUGAAUAAUACAGGAAUCAGAUAUUUCUCUUUUGGCACCAAACUGCUUCAGAAAAGAUAUUUUGAAAGUGAAAAUAGAACGGGAAAGAAUCCAUUAAUUGAACAAACUUCCCAGCUCUCGACGCGUUGCCCAGUUGGGUUUCAUCUCCCGGGGGCCAGCAGGGGGUUUGGUUUGGGGCUGUCUGUUGUAGUCUGGGGUAGCUUUGGUUUGGGUUGCAGACGGAAAGGGUUUUGAUGCAUUUCUCAGGAUGGGGGAGAAGGAGCAGCAGCCUCCUGGAGACCACUGGGGCGGUCAGCAGAGAGGCUUUUAGCAUAAAUCCAUGCAGCCAGACCAGCCGUGCCGACCCUGGGGGUUGUCUCUUUGCUUUGCUUUGCUUUUAAACCCCUCUGUGUCUUCUCCCACCAGGAGCUUCCCCUCUCCCGGUCCCGUUUGCUGGUUCCAGCUCCGUAACACAGCAGCGUGCAGAAGGCUUGGCACCUUCCCCGCCGUCGCUGGCGUGGGCACUGCAGUUGUGCUGUAGCCCAGCGCGUUUGGGAGGGUGAUUGUUCUCUGCUCAUCUGCAGCGCUCCUCGUCCUGCGGUACACAACCCUCUAUUUAUUCCAGUGUGCCAUCCCUCGUGAGAUGGAGAAGUCUCGCACGGCCAUGGGGCUGCUUGGCCUCUCUAAGCGGUCCGGCUGCCCAUAUUCCCCCACGGCGGCUUGCAUCCGUGUCUGGCAGGGCUCAGGAUGGCUCGUUUUUGGCUGACUACCCUGGACAACGUAAGGCUUUAAAACUGAUCAAUAAUCCUGACGGUAGCAGCAGAAUCCAGGCCAGGCAGCGCACAGUUCUGAUCUCCUGCUCUGACUUCGAUAAGGAUGUUGUGGUUUGUGUGUACCUUUACCUCCCUCGGCUUCGUUUUCAUUUGCGGUAUUAAAAAAUCCCCAGCCCCCGCCCUCUUAUUUAUUCCUCAGGCAGCGAGGACGUAAAUCCCUCCGUGUCUGUGGAUUUACAGAAUCACAGUGCCGUUGCUGAGCCUCGCGUCCCGCUCCAGCCAAGUGACGCAGCUCCUCGGCAGCCCAAAGUGGUGGGGAUUUUCCUCCCCGCUGCCUUCCUCCGGGCUGCUCCCUCUGGAUCCGUGCCUCCUCCUCCUCCUCCUCCUCCUCUGCAGCCUUUUUGGGGGAGGCGAGCCCUGGCACCAUGAGACAGGGACCAGGUGCCUUGGGUUCACCAGCAUGUGUGAAUUGUGACAACCUCCAUUUAUCUCCUUUUCCAGGGGGAAAGGGGAAAAAAAAUGCAGAAAUGCUCAUCCAGGAGGCAUCUCAUCGGCCUCCUCCGAAACCAGAGCGUUUCCGUGGUGGGAGAUAUAAAUAUCUUUCUCGGCUCUGCUUGGCUUCUUCCCAGGAUAAAUAGAAGUGGAAGUCAAAAGCAGAGGCUCAGCCCUCGGAAAUCUCUUCCCAAGCCCCCGGGGGAUGAAUGUGGAAUGGCUGCUUGUCAGGAAGGCGCUGGAGGCUCUGAGGAUGACGCUCGAGGGCCUCUUUCCCAAUUGCCCAAGGUGGAUCUUGGGCUGAUCCUCACACACGGUGUCCGGUUGCCUAAGGGAGCAGAGAAGCAUGAGCGAGAAGCUGGCUCAAAACGAGAGCAGAGGGAAAAAAAAAAAAAAGGCUGUGGCUGUCCUUUAAAUCUUGGAGCAUGUUUACUCUCAGAAAGUACAGCUACAUUACCAAAAAUCAAUAGUCCUAGCAGUGUUCUCACCGGGAAACACACACACGCUUGGACACAUGAGAGGUGGUGGAUUUAAAAAAAAAGAAGAAGCCAAGGGACUGCAAAGUGCUCCGAGGGCUCUGCUUUGCUCUCAGCAGCGUGCAAAUGGAGAGGCCGUGACCCGGGUGGUGCCGUUGGGGACUCGGUGCUGGCCUUUCCCAGCCGACGUGCCGGAGGCGAGGGGAGCAGGGGGAAGGUUUGUCUCCCUGGCCGACCGUGGGGAAGUCGUCUUUCUUUCUCAGCCCUGCACAAAGGAGAAGAGAGGGGAGACCAGCCUCCUCCCUACCAUCUCUUAUUAAUGAGGCAUUUUAUCCCAAGUCCUCUAACAAGAAGCACGCAGGCUUUUGGGAACGUAAUUAAUCUAUAAUUGUAUAAAUCUUUAAUCGUAUCAAAUGGAGUUUGCAUGGUGGCAGUCGUGGCUCCUCUUUUCCUCCGCUCCCUGGUGGAGAUGCUCCCCUGGAAUAACUUCUUUCCAGCAGCCACCCCUCUUGGGCCAUGGCCGAACCCUCCGGCACCGAGAAACCCGCGUCCUCCAGGUGCUUGUGCUCUGGGUUUGUGAUCAGUAGGUAGGAAUUGAUGCACCGCUGGCACCAGGGGCCGUAAUUUAAUUACUGUGUUGGCUUUUGCUAGCCAUUAGUGUUUGUAGCCCUCGCCUUAAACGAUUUGGAAAUUAUCCUCUCCGCUCCUAGGGUGACAAAAGCUAUUCCUGAGGCAGGACGGAUGCUCCCAGCUAGAGCCAUUUCCUGAGUCUUACUGGAAGAGGAAGAGCACUUCACGCCGAUGCCUUUCCAGUAAUGCUGCUGAACUUCCCUGUGAGAAACUCAGAUGCCAUUUUUCUGGUUGGCCCCGUAGAUGGGAUUAUCAGCAGAGGCACGCCAUCGGGCCUGAGCACCGGCUCGCUUUCCUUAAUUUGCGCUCAAGCCCCUGCCGAACAAAGGCGGAUUUGUUGAGCAGAGGGGGGUCAGUGCUGGCAUGGAGAGAUCCUUCCCCCUCCAGCCUGCUACUUUGAAUUAGGGCUGAGCCGUCACCCUAAGCCGCUCGUCUCGUGGCCUGGAUCGGGGGAAAAACCAUCCCGGCCUCACUCUGUGACCGUGGCGUGCCCCAGGUUGGCGGCCUUUGGGACGGUGAACAGGCGAACCGGGCUCACCGCGGGGAAGGGCUGAGCAGCUGCUGCUCAAAAAGAGGAGUUCGUUUCGUACGUUGAUCGCGUUAAAGGCUAAAUGCAGUCCCUAGGGGUGGAAAUCUUUAAGAGCAGUUUUGUUAAAG